UUUGUUAUUGUUGUUAAUUAUGUUCUUUGAAUACAUGGAACAGUAGACUGUUUCUUUACCGUAAUUAUGAGGUUAUUUGACCGUUUUUGCAUUUAAUGACGAAAUGCUACUCGCACGUUCAGUUAGAACUAUCCAACUCAAACUAACGAGGCCUGGCUGUCUUCUCGCCCAUAACAGCUAUCAUACGUUAGCUAUUGUUACUAGCAUAACGUAGCUCUCUCGCUAGGUGGGCUAAUCCUCCUGUUUUGAGUGAUAAGAACAGAGCAGCUCAGGAGGAGGGAUGAGCCAUUCCCCUGUGAGUGGCCAAGAUGUCCCCGAGGCAACCAACGGGGUGGACUCUCCAACCUCCCCUGAGAUUUCUGACAGGCCUACGCCACACACUCUGAAGUGUGAUGGCAGGACCACGUUACAAGAAGAUGGUCUAGAGGAGGAGACACAGACUACAACAGAGACUAAUGUGGAUGCAGACCACAUAUCUAAUAACUCAGCCGCACAUUCAAAUUCAAACCUGUCACACACUGAAACUCCCGAAACGCACUCCACGUCGCUAACAGACACACACUCACACACACCAAACAGGCAUGCAGAAUCUCCGCCCAAACAUGAACCUCACACAGGUGAAGAAGACCACAAUGAUUCGGUAUUCACUCACAUAUAUGUCACAGAUCUCAUAGACACAGCAACCAAAGACCGACCACACACAGAAACACACAGCACAGACAGACAACAGCACGACAACGCACACACAUACAGUGAAGCCCCAGAUGAUGAUGGAGUGAGAGAAGAGGAGGAGAAUGAUAGAACAGAGAGAAAUGAUGGAGAGCAGGGAGAAGACGAGAAGGCAGAGCCUACGGAACCAUCAUCAUCAUCAUCAUCAUCUCGAAACCCUCCUUCUCGUCUCAGCACAUCGGCCCCUGCCAGCGGGACCGCCCCCUCCCUAGCGGAGACCGCGGCGGACUCGGACGAAGUGCCUCGGCCCAUGCACGUGAUGGCGGAGGUGCGUGUGCGCGGCAUGCCGGACCGCGUGGUGCGGGGCAUGCAGGACAGCAAGAGCCUGGACGAGCUGAGCGGGGCGUGUGGUGGCGGAGGCCCGCGGGGAGGUGCCCGGGGCGGUCAGGCAGAGGGCGGCCGCAGGGCCACCAUCUCCAGCGCCCUGGAGUUAGAGGGCACCGUGAGCCAUGAGGGAGACCUCACCAACUUCAUCUGCAGGAACCUGGAGCAGAAGAUCAAGAUGAUUCAGCUGCCCAGCCUCGGUGUGACUCCUGUUUUGCACUUUGUGAGAACCCACCUGUGUGCAGGCUGUUUACUUCGUUGGUCAGAUAAUCCCGGCUGCAUGUUGUGUCUCCUUCUGUCCUCUGAUCCGCUCCUGUCUCUCUCCGUUUGUCUAGCGGACUCUAGCUCGGGUUCAGUCCGCGGCCGGGGGUCGAUGCGGCGGCCAGCAGACAUCCCCCCGAUUGACCCGUCCGUCUUGUUGGACCUGCAGAGACACACGCAGGACGUGGCGCAGAGUGUAGAGCUCAUGAUGCGCAGCCUCAACGGAACCAUCCAGAACAUGACAGCCUUGAGUGUCGGCUACAUCCAGACGUACAGAGACUCUGUGGAUAGCCUCGGAGAGUCUGUGGACAUGAGCAUAAAGGGAAUGUACACGUUGAUGGCACGUUGUGAGGAGCUGGACCGCUCCAUGCAGCCCAUCCACACGCUUGCUGCUCAGAUCCGAGAUAUCAAGCGCACUCUGGAUGCCCUGGAGGCCGCCUUCUCCUAACCCCCCC
Alosa alosa (allis shad) is the source of this 1769-nucleotide messenger RNA. RefSeq names its product BLOC-1 related complex subunit 6 (gene borcs6). Gene Ontology annotation, biological process: lysosome localization. Gene Ontology annotation, cellular component: BORC complex. The record is from RefSeq and is a predicted model, not a curated record. NCBI's taxonomy places the organism in Eukaryota, Metazoa, Chordata, Actinopteri, Clupeiformes, Clupeidae. The transcript has 6 exons. The coding region runs from base 281 to 1762 and encodes 493 amino acids.